Trichechus manatus latirostris (Florida manatee) is the source of this 4203-nucleotide messenger RNA. RefSeq names its product component of oligomeric golgi complex 4 (gene COG4). Bases 1631 to 3769 code for a protein of 712 amino acids. The transcript is spliced from 19 exons. NCBI's taxonomy places the organism in Eukaryota, Metazoa, Chordata, Mammalia, Sirenia, Trichechidae. Gene Ontology annotation, biological process: Golgi organization; retrograde vesicle-mediated transport, Golgi to endoplasmic reticulum. Gene Ontology annotation, cellular component: COG complex. The record is from RefSeq and is a predicted model, not a curated record.
CAGUGAGAAAAUACAUCUCUCUUUGUUAAAGCCAUCCACUUGUGGUAUUUCUGUGACAGCAGCACUAGAUGACUAAGACAAGCACUAUGCUAUAAACUUUGUCUCUAAUCUCACAAGAAGCAUUUAAAGUGUGUGGUAUUACAUCCAUUUUAUAGACAAGGAAACUAAAGCUCAGAAAUUAAAUCACUUGCCCAGGGUCUCAUAACAAGUAAUGGGAAUGUCGGCAGCUGGCAUGUGUACUGCCUAUUUGCCUUUUGUCACAGAUGCUAGAUCUCUAUCUUUGUAUUUGAAUAAAUUACACAUUCACAUGGUUUGAAUUCACAAGUACAACAAAAAGCUUCCUCCAACCCAGUUCUCCCCUCUAGGGGAAUCAAUUUCAUCAUGCUACAGCAUAGCCUUCCAGAUGUAUAUGGAAACAAAAACAUCCAUUUACACUGCAUUUUAUUCUCCUUGAAUCAAAGGUUGGGUACUAUACACCAUCACACCAUCCUGCACUUUUUUAUUAUUUUACCUAUCCCGGAGACAGCAAUAAACAAAGGGCUUUUUCAUUUUUAGUUUACAAAUGCGAUCACAGAAAAGACUGAACACUACAUAAACUGAGGUGCCUCUAUACACAAUUACAGCUAAGAAAUAGACUAUUUUUCCUCAAUGCACCUAUUUAGAAACAAAGGGGAACUUGAGAAACGCAAAUUGGUGUGUAAUUAACAUAUGAAUUUGACUCUGUUGUUAAAUCAGAAAAGAGAGUUAUGAGUUAAUGUCUUCGUAAUCAUUUCUUAGCUGGGCAAAAGCAGCUGACUGUGAGAGGAAGAGUGGGAAGUGGGCCCUGAUAUACAAAAUUUUUCUACUUGACACUAAGGAACAUCUUUAAAUGUUCUUCUAGAAUCACCGCGAAAACAAAGUAGAAGGUCCAAUGUGGAAAGAGAAGAGAUUUGGUAAACAACUGCCAAUAAAAAUUGAGGUAAUUAUGGGCCAUUGCUGAAGUCCCAAACAGGGUACUUUCAUUCUUCGUAGCGGAUCCGAAGAACUCGACCUACUUUCUCAUUUUUUCAUAACUGAUGCCAUUAAUUACAACCCCAAACCUAGUUGUAUCCAAGUUCCCCUGCUACUCUCUAGGAAAUGGAGAAAGGUACGUUUUGGAGGAAAAUAAACCUAGAACCACAGAAACUACUGGACCAAGAACCAUUAACAGCCAAACCCGCUGCCGUCGAGUCGAUUCCGACUCAUAGCAAUCCUAUAGGGCAGAGUAGAACUACCCCAUCGGGUUUCCAAGGAGUGGCUGGUGGAUUCCAACUGCCGACCUUUUGGUUGACAGCCGAGCUCUUAACCACAGCGCCACGAGGGCAUCAUUACAGCCGAAACUUGGUAAACUCUGUGACUUCCUCUACUUCUGUUUUAUCUCCUGUCUAGAAAAAGAGCUCGCUCUACACCUUCUCCAUGUGCCAAGACAGAAUCAUCUCCAGAGAUUAUUCUUCCCCGUUUUGGAAAUGAGACAACUGAAGCUCACAAGAGAAAACAAGUUAUCCGAAGUUGAAUUUCCAAAGCGGAAAUUCAAACCAACGUCUUGACUCCAAAAGUGGUGGAGAGAGAGCUGGAUGCCCUUUUGGAACAGCAAAACACCAUUGAAAGUAAGAUGAUCAGUCUCCACCGAAUGGGUCCCAACCUGCAAUUGAUUGAGGGAGAUGCAAAGCAACUGGCUGGAAUGAUCACCUUUACCUGCAACUUAGCCGAGAAUGUAUCUAGCAAAGUCCGUCAGCUUGACCUGGCCAAGAAUCGCCUCUAUCAGGCCAUCCAGAGAGCUGAUGACAUCUUGGACCUGAAGUUCUGCAUGGAUGGGGUUCAGACUGCUUUGAGAAAUGAAGAUUAUGAGCAGGCUGCAGCCCACAUUCAUCGCUACUUAUGCCUGGACAAGUCAGUCAUUGAGCUCAGCCGACAGGGCAAAGAAGGCAGCAUGAUUGAUGCCAACCUGAAAUUACUGCAGGAAGCUGAGCAGCGUCUCAAAGCCAUUGUAACAGAGAAGUUUGCUAUUGCCACCAAAGAAGGAGAUCUGCCCCAGGUGGAGCGCUUCUUCAAGAUCUUCCCACUACUGGGUUUGCAUGAAGAGGGAUUAAGCAAGUUCUCAGAAUACCUUUGCAAGCAGAUGGCUAGUAAAGCUGAGGAGAACCUACUCUUAGUGCUGGGGACGGACAUGAGUGAUCGAAGAGCUGCAGUCAUCUUCGCAGAUACACUCACUCUCCUGUUUGAAGGGAUUGCCCGCAUUGUGGAAACCCACCAACCGAUAGUGGAGACUUACUAUGGGCCAGGGAGACUUUAUACCCUGAUAAAAUAUCUGCAGGUAGAAUGUGACAGACAGGUGGAGAAGGUGGUGGACAAGUUCAUCAAGCAGAGAGACUACCACCAGCAGUUCCGGCAUGUCCAAAACAACUUGAUGAGAAAUUCUGUAACAGAAAAAAUUGAGCCGAGGGAACUAGAUCCCAUCCUGACUGAGGUCACCCUGAUGAAUGCCCGCAGUGAGCUGUAUCUGCGCUUCCUCAGGAAGAGAAUCAGCUCAGAUUUCGAGGUGGGGGAUUCCAUGGCCUCAGAAGAAGUAAAGCAAGAGCAUCAGAAGUGUCUGGACAAACUCCUCAAUAACUGCCUGUUAAGCUGUACCAUGCAGGAGCUAAUUGGCUUAUAUAUUACCAUGGAGGAGUACUUCAUGAGGGAGACUGUCAAUAAGGCUGUGGCUCUGGACACCUAUGAAAAGGGCCAGUUGACAUCCAGCAUGGUGGAUGACGUCUUCUACAUCGUUAAGAAGUGCAUUGGGCGGGCUCUGUCCAGCUCCAGCAUCGACUGUCUCUGUGCCAUGAUCAACCUCGCCACCACAGAGCUAGAGUCUGACUUCAGGGAUGUUCUGUGUAACAAGCUACGGAUGGGCUUCCCAGCCACCACCUUACAGGAUAUCCAGCGUGGAGUGACGAGUGCUGUGAACAUCAUGCACAGCAGCCUCCAGCAGGGCAAAUUUGACACAAAAGGCAUUGAGAGCACUGAUGAAGCCAAGCUGUCCUUCCUGGUGACUCUGAACAAUGUGGAGGUGUGCAGUGAAAACAUAUCCACUCUGAAGAAGACGCUGGAGAGUGACUGCACCAAGCUGUUCAGCCAGGGCAUUGGAGGGGAGCAGGCCCAAGCCAAGUUUGACAGCUGCCUUUCUGACUUGGCUGCCGUGUCCGACAAAUUCCGAGAUCUCUUGCAGGAAGGGUUGACAGAGCUAAACAGCACAGCAGUCAAGCCGCAGGUGCAGCCCUGGAUCAAUACCUUUUUCUCCGUCUCCCACAACAUCGAGGAGGAAGAAUUCAACGACUAUGAGGCCAAUGACCCUUGGGUACAACAGUUCAUCCUUAACCUGGAGCAGCAAAUGGCAGAGUUCAAGGCCAGCCUGUCCCCAGUCAUCUAUGACAGCCUGACCAGUCUCAUGACCAACCUUGUUGCAAUUGAGUUGGAGAAAGUGGUGCUGAAAUCGACCUUCAACCGGCUGGGCGGUCUGCAAUUUGACAAGGAACUGAGGUCACUAAUUGCCUACCUUACCACGGUGACCACCUGGACCAUCCGAGACAAGUUUGCCCGGCUCUCCCAGAUGGCCACAAUCCUCAAUCUAGAACGGGUGACUGAGAUCCUGGACUACUGGGGCGCCAACUCGGGCCCCUUAACAUGGCGCCUCACCCCUGCUGAAGUCCGCCAGGUGCUAGCUCUGCGCAUAGACUUCCGUAGUGAGGACAUCAAGAGGCUGCGCCUAUAGCUGCCAGGGUGAGCCCACCUGGGCCAGAUGCUUCAGGGCCCAUUCUCUAAGUAGCCACAGCCAAGUGCUGAGCAAGGCUGUUUGGGCUGGAGGAGCUCCGACAGCCCAGACCAUCCACAACAGGGAAGCAAGGCCUGGGCUCACUCUAUACUUCUUCCUUCAGACCUAGCUGGGUGCUGCUUUGGGGGCAGCCUGACCCCUUCAAGAGAGAUGGGUCCCCCUAGGCUCCUAAUUAGGUGGGAAAGCCAGGGCAGACAGCAUGAGGACCAGGCCACCUUUCUGAAUGGACAGCAUUCCCUCACCCUCAGACACUGCAGCAAACAGGCUGCCUCCUGCCAGCCUUUAGAGUACUUGCGUGCAUCUGGGGACCUAGGAAAUUCAGUUUGACUUGUACUGUUUAUGAUCACCCUGAAUAAAGACACUCCUUUGAGAGA